AUGUUUCAGCCUCCAGUAAAUCACAUACAUGGGGAAGACUUUGGAGAUAUAAUUGGCACAGAACAACUCUUGAUUGUGGAGGAUGAGAAGCAAAAGAAAGAGAUAAAAACAGAGGAAAUGGAGAAGAAGGUGGAAGUGGUGGAGGAGCAGAAGGAAGAGGAGGAGGAGGAGGAAGAGAAGGAGGAAGAAGUAGAGAAGGAAGAAGAGGAAGAAGAGAAGGAAGAAGAAGAGGAAAAAGAAGAGGAAGAGGAAGAGUUGAAAGAGCAGGACAAGGUGGAAAUGCUGGAGGUGGAAGAAGAGGUGGAGGAGCAGGAGGUGGUGGAUGUGCUGGAGGAAGAGGAAGAGGAGGUGGAAGAGGUGGAGGAUCAGAAAGUGGAAGUGCUGGAGGAGGAGGAGGAGGUGGAACAAGCAGAGGAGCAGGAGGAUGUGGAAGUGCUGGAGAAGGAAGAGGAGGUGGAAGAGGUGGAAGGACAGGAGAAAGUAGAAGUGUUGGAGGAGGAGCGUAGUAACUUGUCUUGCACCUUAUGGAGCAACAUAUAUGGAUCGAAUGACCCAGAAGAUGAGAGUCCGCUCAUCCUUCCACCUCCAAUAGAGAGUGAAGAUCUGGCCCCUGAGCCUUUGGGGGAUCAGAUCACUGAAUUGGUGCACACCUUGAUCUUCAAGCAUGGGGUUAAGGAGCCCAUCACAAAAGAAGAAAUGGUUGAGUUAGUCACCAAGGAGUAUGAAGAGCUUCUCCCUACCAUCUUGGAGAAAGCAACUUCAUGCUUGGAGGUGAUUUUUGGCAUUGAUGUAAAGGAAAUGGACGGCAAUACCUAUGUCCUUGUCAACUCAUUGGGCCUUACCUUUGAAGAUAAGUUGAAUGAUGCCCAGACAAUGCCUAGAAAUGGGCUCCUGAUCAUGCUUCUUGGGGUGAUAUUUUUGGAAGAAAACUGUGCUCCUGAAGAGAAAGUAUGGGCGUUUCUGAAUAUGGUUGGAGUGUAUGCUGGGCAGGAGCACUUCAUCUAUGGGGAGCCUAAAAAGUUCAUCACUAUCGACUUGGUGCAGGAAAACUAUGUGGAGUAUCGCCGGGUGCUCUACAGUGAUCCACCACGCUUUGAGUUCCUGUGGGGGCCAAGAGCCCUGGCUGAAACCACCAAGAUGAAGGUUCUAGAAUUUUUGGCCAAAGUUAAAGGGACUGAUGUAAUUUCCUUCUCUGAGUGGUAUGAAGAGGCAUUAAGAGAUAAUCAUAAUGAUAAUUUUGAAAGUGAUCAUGCAGAUGGUAAUAAUUCCUUUUGUAUCACCGACUAUUUGGAAUCCAUGCCUCUUGGCUCAUAUGAAGAUGCUGAGUUUGAACUUCCUCUGUUUGAUUUUGAAGUGGACAGUGAAGUUUUUCAAUAA
Dipodomys spectabilis (banner-tailed kangaroo rat) is the source of this 1377-nucleotide messenger RNA. RefSeq names its product melanoma-associated antigen 8-like. The coding region runs from base 1 to 1377 and encodes 458 amino acids. Gene Ontology annotation, cellular component: nucleus. The record is from RefSeq and is a predicted model, not a curated record. Gene Ontology annotation, biological process: negative regulation of transcription by RNA polymerase II. The transcript is spliced from 3 exons. NCBI's taxonomy places the organism in Eukaryota, Metazoa, Chordata, Mammalia, Rodentia, Heteromyidae.